Molecule: messenger RNA, 1547 nt
Organism: Meloidogyne enterolobii
Lineage: Eukaryota; Metazoa; Nematoda; Chromadorea; Rhabditida; Meloidogynidae
Source: the annotation of a GenBank genome assembly
UUAAUUAUAUAGUUGACGAGAAAAUUACCGGUAUUUAUUCCAAGUAAGCGUGGGAUGUUGGCAUUUUUAUAAAAUAAAAAAAAAAUUGAAAAAUUAAAAUGAAAGGGAAAGAAUUUUAAAUGAUGAGGAAUGAAAGAAGGGGGGGAUUUUUUAUAUUUAUUAUUCUUAAUCCCUAAUUUUAUGUCAAUCAUCAUUUUUUAUUAUUAUUAUAAAGGAAGGAAGCCGUUAGGGAUUUGUGGAUUUUGCGAAUGAGAGGGAAUAAUAAAAAGAUAAAAAUUAAUUUUUAUGUACUUUUAUUAUUACUUUUUUGUUGUUUUUUUAAUUAAAUAUUCUUUAGAAAAUAGUCUAAUAUUUGUAAAGCUAGUAUUGUAAGUCUCAAAUAUUUUUUGUAAAGCUACUUUACAAAUUACGCAUUUUCAAAAUUAUGACGAAGAAUAAUUUAAUUAUUGUUAUAAAAUACGAGAGACCAAAAAGAACGAAAAUAUUGGGUUUUUCCCAAUAAUUUCGACGAUCAUCUUUCUGAAACCGAUACCUGAUACCCGGUAUUUCUUCAAUUCCAGUCCGCUAAUAAUUGACACCUUUUAUUAAAUUUAUGUAAGCAACAAGAGAAAAACGAUCUAUCGAAACUCUAAUGGAAUAAAAAUAUUUUUUAUUUUAUUUUGUAUGUGGUUUAUUUUUAUCAAUUUUUGAGGGUGCAAAUGUUUAGGAACAUGCCCAAGAAAAAAAAUAUUGCAGCACUUAAAAAAGAAACUGUUGUUGUUCAAGAAAAAAUAGAGCCAAUAAUUAAUGAAGAUAGAUACGAAUAUACUGAUGAAAUAGACAAUACUUUGUUGGAAGGAUUUGUUUGUUUGCCUGAUCACAGAACUGUGCCUAAUGCACCAAUACCUGGAGUAUUGGUUUGCCAUGCUUUUGGAGGUAUUGGGAAUUUGGAGGAAGAAAAAUGUCGAGAACUUGCUAAAGCUGGAUAUAUUGCUUUUGCCGCUGAUUUGUAUGGAAAAGGUAAACGAGGGCAAACCUUCGAAGAAAAUAUGGCCCUUCUAAAACCAUUUCGUGAGGAUAGGACAAAUUUAUUAAGACGACGACUUUUUCUUGGAUUACAAUGUUUAAGAGAUCAGAUGGCUGUUGAUAAAGAGAAAAUUGCGGUAAUUGGAUUUUGUUUUGGUGGUCUUUGUGCAUUAGAUUUGGCUAGAGUAAAUGUUGGAAUUAAAAUAGCUGUUAGUUUUCAUGGAACUUUUACGCCACUUCCUGAUCAACCUGAUCCAGAAAAAGAAAAACCUAUUGAAGCUAGUGUUUUAAUAUGUCAUGGGGAUGCUGACACUCACAUUCCACAUGAACAAUGUAUGAAUAUUAUGGCAGAAAUGCGGGCAAGAAAAGCGGAUUGGCAAUUUAUUAGUUAUGGAAAUGCUAAACAUGGAUUUACUGAUAAAGAAUUAGAGAAUUCUACACGUGAAGGUGUUGGUUACAACGAACAAGCAGAUAAACGUUCAUGGAUGGCAAUGUUGGCAUUAUUUAAAGAAAAGUUUGGAAAUACUUUAAUUACAUUUUAG